GAAGAGAGGUUCUCCUUGCUGUGAACACUGAGAAGCAAUUAGGUCUGGAAUCUCUAAUGCUGACUUGAAGGGCCUUGACCGACAGGAGGAGAAGGGAGAUGGAGCCAGUGGCAGCAUUGGAGCUCAGGUCCGUGGACCUGCACAGUGCCAGGAACAACAAGGGACACCACACGCAGGAGAUGGGUGUGGAGCGACUUAUCCUGCGCCGAGGCCAGCUCUUCAGCCUCCAGCUGAGCUUCAACAGGCCCUUCCAGGCCCACCGUGACCACAUCACCUUCGUGGCUGAGACUGGCCCUGAGCCCUCAGAGCUGCUGGGGACACGAGCCACAUUCUUCCUCACGCAGGCCCAGCAUGGGGAUGUCUGGAGUGUGUCUGACUUCUCAGCUGACUCCACCUCUCUCCACGUGUCCCUCUUCACACCAGCCAGCGCGGCCAUUGGUCACUACACGCUGAGCACAGAGAUUGCUCAGGGCCAGGGCCACCGUGUGACCUACCCACUGGGCACCUUCAUCCUGCUGUUUAACCCGUGGAGCACAGAGGAUGACGUGUACCUGCCAAGUGAGACACUGCUGCAAGAGUACAUCAUGAAGGAUUAUGGCUUUGUCUACAAGGGCCAUGAAAGUCUCGUCACCUCCUGGCCCUGGAACUAUGGGCAGUUUGAAAAGGACAUCAUAGAUAUCUGCUUUGAGAUCCUGAACAAGAGCCUGUACUUCUUCAGGAACCCAGCUAAAGACUGUUCCCAGCGGAGCGACGUGGUGUAUGUGUGCAGGGUGGUGAGUGCCAUGAUCAACAGCAAUGAUGACAGUGGCGUGCUGCAGGGGAACUGGAGUGAGGACUACUCCAGGGGCACCAGCCCGCUCGAGUGGAAUGGCAGCGUGGCCAUCCUGCGGCAGUGGUCUACCCAGGGUGGAAAGCCUGUGAAGUAUGGGCAGUGCUGGGUCUUUGCCUCUGUGAUGUGCACCGUAAUGAGGUGCUUAGGUGUCCCAACCCGGGUAGUUUCCAAUUUCCGUUCUGCACACAACAUGGAUGGGAACUUGACCAUUGAUACCUACUAUGACCGAAAUGCAGCGAUGCGUCCAACUCAGAAACGAGACAAAGUAUGGAACUUCCAUGUCUGGAACGAGUGCUGGAUGACCCGGAAAGAUCUCCCUCCAGGAUACAAUGGGUGGCAGGUCCUGGACCCCACUCCCCAGCAAGCCAGCAGCGGGCUGUUUUGCUGUGGCCCUGCUUCUGUGAAGGCCAUCAGGGAAGGCGACGUCCACCUGGCCUACGACACCCCUUUUGUGUUUGCCGAGGUGAAUGCAGAUGAGGUCAUUUGGCUCUUUGAGGACGGCGAGGCCCAGGAAAUCCUGGCCCAUGACACCAGUUCCAUUGGGAAGGAGAUCAGCACCAAGAUGGUGGGGUCAGACCAGCGCCAAGACAUCACCUACUCCUACAAGUAUCCAGAAGGGUCCCCUGAGGAGCGAUCUGUAUUCAUGAAGGCGUCCCGGAGAAUGCUAGGACAGGGAAGGGCUCCCUCACCCCUCCUCGAUCUUCUGGGCUCCGGGGCCUUUAGGGCUCGGCCAGCACGGCUCCAGCUUCACCUGGCCAGGGCUCCUGUGUGGGGCCAGGACGUGUUCCUCACCCUGCAUGUCCGGAGGUUGCAGGAUGGUGCCCACCCUUGGGGUCCCCUCAGACUGGAGAUUCGGUUCUGUGCCCAGGCCCUGAUGCACGGGGGCAGCACGAGGGAGCCCCUCUGGAAGCAAACAGUAUCCCUGGACCUAGACUUUGGGAAAGAGAUACACUGGCCCCUCCUGCUGCCCUACACCAGUUAUGGAAACAAGCUGACUGAUGAGAAGCUGGUCCGAGUGUCUGGCCUCGCCAAGGUUGAAGAGACAGGGUCGUCGAUGCUGGUCCUAAAAGACUUCUCUCUGGAGCUGCCACACUUAGCUAUUGAGGUAUCCAUGACAGCCGAGGUGGGCAAGGCCCUGAGGGUCCGCAUCUCACUCACCAAUACGCUAACGGUGGCCCUGAGCAACUGCACCAUGGUGCUGGAGGGAAGUGGUCUCAUCCAUGGGCAGAUAGCAGAGGACCUCGGGACUCUGAUGUCUGGAGACACCGUCCACAUGCGAGUGGACCUCUACCCCAGCAAGGCUGGGCCCCGCCAGCUCCAGGUCCUGAUCAGCAGCAGUGAGGUCAAGGAGAUCAAGGGCUACAAGGACAUCUUCGUGGCUGCAGCUGGAGCUUCCUGAGCCAGGUCCUGCCUUCCUGGUGCUCCUCAGGUCUCCUUGCUCCUUUCUCUUCCACCUCUGACCUGCUCCACCUCUAUCCUGGGAGUAGGUGAAAAAGCAAUGGAGAUGUCUUCAUCGCUGGUGCUGUGACUCCUAUGCUGACCAGACACUUACUGCCAUCGGUCUGUCUUCUUGGCCUAGCUGCCAGUUGUGUGGCUGGACCCUUCCUGCUCCUCGGGCCCCUCUCUGCUUCCUGAAGGGCCUCCACUGCAAGAUAAGCCUCUGGAGCCCUCCAUGGCCUCUCUGGAAUGAAGGAUCCAGGCCUCUCCCCUUGCACUGUCUCAGCAAGCCCAGGAGAAGGGAGCCCUGAGCAGGAUGCCAAAUGCUGUGCCUGCUGCCCAGCAGGGCUUCUGUCUGCUCACCUGGGAGACCCAGCAUGGCGGAGCAGCCCCUUCUUUUUGGGUCUUCCUCCUGCAGACAGGACCCCAGGUCCCCUCAGUGCAGGCCCCAGGAGGCCUGGGAAGGACUUCUCAGGAGUGCUGUGCCCUUCCUUCUCACCUGCACUCCCUAAUCUUUCACUCUCUCCCUGACACCCAAACUCUCCUCAGCUUCUUGUAUGUUGUUAUUUUCAGGACAGAGCGAUCCACUCUUCUGUGUUGUUUUCCUUAUGGUUAUCAAAAUCAUUCCUGCUCAUUCUUGAUAAUUUGGAAAGAACAAGAAGUUUUCCCAGAGGAAAUCUCUGCUUCUUCUUUUUUUUUUUUUUUUUUUUUUGGGUUGAACCUAGGGACCUAGGGAGUGCGGAGUUAUACCUCAGCCCUUAAAAAAAAUUUUUUUUUUUUCAGUUUCAAGGCAAGGUCUUUCUAAGUUGCCCGA
Messenger RNA from Heterocephalus glaber (naked mole-rat), 3083 nucleotides. RefSeq names its product transglutaminase 7 (gene Tgm7). Gene Ontology annotation, biological process: peptide cross-linking. The record is from RefSeq and is a predicted model, not a curated record. Gene Ontology annotation, molecular function: protein-glutamine gamma-glutamyltransferase activity. NCBI's taxonomy places the organism in Eukaryota, Metazoa, Chordata, Mammalia, Rodentia, Bathyergidae.